AUGCGUUGUUUAAUCGAUUACGAAAAAUUGAUCCAAAAUUUGGAGAUCGUACGAAAACGAUUGAAUCGUCCAUUGACACUAUCUGAAAAGAUACUCUAUUCACAUGCCGACGAACCUGAUAAACAGUCAUUCGAACGUGGUAAAUCGUACCUUCGUCUACGUCCUGACCGUGUAGCCAUGCAAGAUGCCACGGCACAAAUGGCUGUUCUACAAUUUAUUUCAUCUGGUCUACCGAAAGUUCUCUGUCCAACAACAAUCCAUUGUGAUCAUUUAAUCGAAGCUCAACUUGGUGGUGAAAAAGAUAUGCAACGUGCAAAAGAUAUUAACAAAGAAGUUUACAACUUUUUGGCUACUGCUUGUGCUAAAUAUAGUAUUGGAUUUUGGAAACCGGGUAGUGGUAUUAUUCAUCAAAUUAUUCUUGAAAAUUAUGCUUUUCCCGGUUUGUUACUAAUCGGUACAGAUAGUCAUACACCAAAUGGUGGUGGUUUAGGUGGUUUAUGUAUUGGUGUUGGCGGCGCAGAUGCAGUUGAUGUCAUGGCUAAUAUGCCCUGGGAAGUGAAAUGUCCUAAAGUCAUCGGCGUGAGAUUGCUGGGCCAAUUGAAUGAAUGGUCUUCACCAAAAGAUAUUAUCUUGGCAUUAGCUGGUAUUUUAACAGUUCAAGGUGGUACUGGAGCAAUUAUUGAAUAUUUCGGGCCAGGUGUCGAAUCAAUUUCAUGCACAGGCAUGGGUACUAUUUGUAACAUGGGCGCUGAAAUUGGUGCAACAACAUCGAUCUUUCCCUACAAUUCACGCAUGAAAGAAUAUCUCAAUGCAACAAAACGGGAAGACGUUGCUGAACUGGCCGAUAAAUAUAAGGAUAUCUUGUUGAUAGCCGAUGAAGGUGCACGAUAUGAUCGAGUGAUUAGUAUUAAUUUAUCUGAGCUGGAACCACAUAUCAAUGGUCCGUUUACACCCGAUCGAGUUCAUAUGAUCGGUCAAUUGGGUAAAGAAGCUGUCAAAAAUGGUUGGCCAACCGAGAUUCGUGUUGGUCUGAUUGGUAGCUGUACGAAUAGUUCCUAUGAAGAUAUGGCUCGUGCAGCAAGUAUUGCUCAGCAAGCCAUCGAUAAAGGUAUUAAAGCUAAAUGUGAAUUUGUUGUUACCCCCGGUUCGAAUCAAAUUCGUGCAACAAUCGAACGCGAUGGAGUUGCGGAUAAACUUCGUGCCAUCGGUGGUGUACUCUUGGCAAAUGCUUGUGGUCCAUGCAUCGGUCAAUGGGAUCGAAAAGAUGUAAAGAAUAACGAGAAGAAUACAAUUGUUUGUUCGUAUAAUCGCAAUUUUCCUGGACGAAAUGAUGGCAAUCCGCAUACACAUGCUUUUGUCACUUCACCAGAGCUUGUUACAGCAAUGGUUCUUGCAGGUGAUCUUCAUUUCAAUCCUCUGACCGAUUCAUUGACAGCUGCCGAUGGAUCAAAAUUCAAACUCCAAUCGCCACAUGGAGAUACACUUCCCGCGAAUGGUUUUGAUGCUGGUGUUGAUAAUUAUCAGGAACCACCUCAAGAUGGUUCUUCAUUGGUAGUCGAUGUUGAUCCGAAAAGUGAUCGUCUACAAUUACUCGAACCUUUUCAAUCAUGGGAUGGCCAAGAUCUUACUGAUAUGCCCAUUCUAAUGAAGAUCAAAGGCAAAUGCACAACCGACCACAUUAGUCCUGCUGGUGUCUGGCUCAAGUAUCGUGGUCACUUAGAUAAUAUUUCAAAUAAUAUGCUCAUUGGCGCUAUUAACGAGGAGAAUGGCGAAGCUAAUAAUAUUCAAAAUACGAUGACUAAUCAGCAGGGUAAAGUACCAGAUACAGCUCGUUAUUACCAAAGUAAAAACAUCCCAUGGGUCGUGAUCGGUGAUCAGAAUUAUGGUGAAGGUAGUAGUCGUGAACAUGCUGCACUUGAGCCACGUCAUUUGGGAGGUCGAGCCAUUAUCGUGAAAAGUUUUGCUCGUAUACAUGAAACGAAUCUGAAAAAACAAGGUCUCUUAGCGUUGACAUUCGAUAAUCCAGAUGAUUAUAAUAAGAUUAAACCAAGUGAUCGAAUCUCGUUGAUUGAUUUGAAAUCAUUUGCACCGGAUAAGCAAAUCGAAUGCCAUGUAAAGCAUCUCAAUGGUGAAACAGAAACUAUUAAAUUGAAUCAUACUUUUAAUGAAGCACAAAUCGAAUGGUUCAAAGCUGGAUCGGCCUUAAAUGCCAUGAGAACCUACUUCGCUUCAAGCGAAAGACAAUCGAAAAGUAUCGAUUCGCCUGUGAACACAUAG
Rotaria socialis is the source of this 2277-nucleotide messenger RNA. The record is from the annotation of a GenBank genome assembly. Lineage: Eukaryota; Metazoa; Rotifera; Eurotatoria; Philodinida; Philodinidae.